This is a messenger RNA of Aspergillus melleus, 663 nucleotides long. It is a transcript of the gene fes1, whose product is annotated as Hsp70 nucleotide exchange factor FES1. The coding region runs from base 1 to 663 and encodes 220 amino acids. The record is from RefSeq and is a predicted model, not a curated record. NCBI's taxonomy places the organism in Eukaryota, Fungi, Ascomycota, Eurotiomycetes, Eurotiales, Aspergillaceae. The transcript is spliced from 2 exons.
AUGGACGCCAACAUGAACGGUCUCCUCAAAUGGAGUAUCCAGAACUCCACCAACGCCUCCGACCCUAAUGCCUCCAACAACAACAACAACACCAGCACCGCUGUCACUGAUGCCGCCUCUCGCGGGAUCAACGCCGAGAUGAUCUCGACUCUGUUCGGCGGGCCCUCCGAUGCCGAUCUGAUGAAGGCCUCCAUGGAAGCCCUGCGCUCGGACGAGGUCGACCUGGAGAACAAGAUGAUCGCCUUCGACAAUUUCGAGCAGCUGCUUGAGAACAUCGACAAUGCCAACAACAUGGAGCCGCUGGGCUUGUGGACGCCGCUGGUCGAACUGCUCCGCCACGAGGAGGCUGAUAUGAGACGUAUGGCGGCAUGGUGUGUCGGUACGGCCGUGCAGAAUAACGAAAAGGCUCAGGAUAAGCUCGUUCUGUUGAACGCCCUGCCCACCCUCAUCUCGAAUGCCACCUCCGAUCCUAAUCCCGCCACCCGCAAGAAGUCCGUCUAUGCUAUCUCCUCCGCCGUUCGCAACUACCAACCCGCUAUGGACGAGGCCGUGAAGCACCUCCCUGAGGGAUAUCCUCGCGAAAAGGUUGAUGCCGGAGAUAUGGAGGCCGUGGAUGCGAUCAUGGACAAACUGAGAGCCCACCCGGUCGAGGCGUCGGCUUAA